GGCGGGGCGGGGCGGGGGCUGAGCUGCCUUUCGAGCGGGCUGUCGCGGGCCGGCAGAACCGCAGCGCCAUGGUGAGAGCCAUGGGAUUCGUAGGACUGCUGGUGGGGCUGAUCCUCGUGCCCGCCGUGCUGGUGAGCACCAGCCUGCGCCACGGUGCCCCGCGAACCGAACCGAAGCCGGCCGAAUGGGAGCCGGCCGAAUGGGAGCCGGCCGACCGAGAGCUGGACGACCGAGAGCUGGACUCUCAACCCGUCCCCGAGAACUCGCUGUGGCCCCUGCCGCAGUGGGUCCACACGUCCCGCCGCCAGCUGCAGCUUGUCCCCGGCCGCUUCCAGCUGGUGCACGGCGCCGGCUCCGCGGCGGGGCCGGACUGCGGGCUGCUGCAGGACGCCUUCCGCAGGUACUACGAGUACACGUUCGGACAGUCCCGGCGGCGGGAGUGGAGUCGCAGGCCGCCCGGACUCCGGGCCGAGCUGUCGCAGCUGCAGGUGGUGAUCGAGUCGGCGGAUCCCGGCUGCCAGAGCUACCCGCACCUCGGCUCCAGCGAGGCCUAUCAUUUAACUGUAACUGAGCCUGUUGCUAUAUUGAAAGCAGAUGAGGUAUGGGGUGCUUUAAGAGGUCUGGAAACCUUCAGCCAGUUGGUUCAUGAAGAUGACUAUGGGAGGUUUCAUAUCAAUGCAUCUGAAAUUGAUGACUUCCCAAGAUUUGCUCAUAGAGGAAUCUUACUGGACACUUCAAGGCAUUAUUUACCAUUGAAAUCUAUCCUUACAAAUCUGGAUGCCAUGGCUUUUAACAAGUUCAAUGUUCUCCACUGGCACAUAGUAGAUGAUCAGUCGUUCCCUUACCAGAGCAUUUAUUUCCCUGAAUUAAGUGACAAGGGAGCAUACUCCUAUAACCACGUCUAUACUCCUACUGAUGUCCAUCUGGUGAUUGAGUAUGCCCGGCUGAGAGGCAUCAGAGUUAUCCCUGAGUUUGAUACCCCGGGACACACGCAGUCUUGGGGAAAAGGUAAAAAAGAUCUUCUCACCCCCUGUUACAAUGGAGAACAGCCAACUGGGUCCUUUGGACCUGUAAAUCCCAUUUUGAAUACAACUUAUGACUUCAUGACUAAAUUCUUCAAAGAGAUCAGCAGUGUAUUUCCAGAUGCAUACAUUCAUUUGGGAGGAGAUGAAGUGGACUUUAAUUGUUGGAAAUCCAACCCAGAAGUGAAAAAGUUCAUGAAGAAGCGAGGAUUUGGCUUUGACUAUGCUAAGCUGGAGUCUUACUAUAUUCAGAAGAUUCUGGACAUUGUUUCCUCCUAUAACAAACGAUAUAUGGUCUGGCAGGAAGUGUUUGAUAACAAAGCGCAGCUGAAACCAGACACUGUAGUUGAAGUGUGGAUGGGAAACAACUAUGUUCAUGAACUGAGCAGUGUCACUGGAGCUGGAUUCACUGCUAUCCUGGCAGCUCCUUGGUACUUGGACUACAUUAGUUACGGGCAAGACUGGAAGAAAUACUACAGCGUUGAGCCACUUAAGUUCCCUGGAUCUGAAGAACAGAAAAAACUUUUAAUAGGUGGAGAAGCUUGCCUGUGGGGAGAAUUUGUGGAUGCAACUAACAUCACACCAAGAUUAUGGCCUCGAGCAAGUGCUGUAGGGGAAAGACUGUGGAGCAGCAGGAAUGUGACCAACCUGCAGGAUGCCUACAACAGGCUGACAAAUCAUCGGUGCCGCAUGCUCCGCCGGGGCAUAGCAGCUGAACCUGUGUUUACUGGAUACUGUGCCCAUGAAGCAAGAAGGGAGUAGUGGCUGAAGGGACGUACGGUCACCAACCUGAAGUGCCUCGGGGAUAUGAAUAUAUGUGCAUGCAGUUUGGUACCUGAACUUAGAUUUAAAAUAAAGCUAUUUGGCAUUUUCA
Calypte anna (Anna's hummingbird) is the source of this 1896-nucleotide messenger RNA. It is a transcript of the gene HEXB, whose product is annotated as hexosaminidase subunit beta. Bases 69 to 1784 code for a protein of 571 amino acids. Gene Ontology annotation, molecular function: beta-N-acetylhexosaminidase activity. The transcript is spliced from 14 exons. Gene Ontology annotation, cellular component: membrane. The record is from RefSeq and is a predicted model, not a curated record. Lineage: Eukaryota; Metazoa; Chordata; Aves; Apodiformes; Trochilidae. Gene Ontology annotation, biological process: glycosaminoglycan metabolic process; carbohydrate metabolic process; ganglioside catabolic process.